AUGCCGGAGACCGAGACAUUCACGAUUGUCCCCCGCCUCGACCGCCCGUCGACCUACAAGGACCACCAAUACCAGGGCACCCAGUCGCAGUGGCAAACCGAUCUGCAAAAGUCGUCGACCCUGUACGUCGGCAACCUCUCGUUCUACACCACGGAGGAGCAGCUUUAUGAGAUAUUUUCCAAGGCGGGCGAGGUGAAGCGCAUCAUCAUGGGCUUGGACCGGCACCAGAAGACGCCGUGCGGGUUCUGCUUUGUCGAGUACUACACUCACGAGAGCGCGCUCGAGUGCAUGAAGUACGUGAACGGAACCAAGCUCGACGACCGGGUUAUCCGGACGGAUUUGGAUCCCGGAUUCAAGGAAGGAAGGCAGUUUGGACGCGGCAAGUCGGGCGGCCAGGUGAGAGACGAGUACCGGCAGGAGUAUGACGAGGGGAGAGGUGGGUGGGGCCAUAUUCGAGCCAAGCAGGAGGGCGAUGCGUCGAGCCAGCAGGAUGACGAUAUGGCCGACACACCGCAAGACUAG
Messenger RNA from Linderina pennispora, 522 nucleotides. RefSeq names its product RNA-binding domain-containing protein. Bases 1 to 522 code for a protein of 173 amino acids. The record is from RefSeq and is a predicted model, not a curated record. Gene Ontology annotation, molecular function: RNA cap binding. Gene Ontology annotation, cellular component: nuclear cap binding complex. The transcript is spliced from 2 exons. Gene Ontology annotation, biological process: mRNA cis splicing, via spliceosome. NCBI's taxonomy places the organism in Eukaryota, Fungi, Kickxellomycota, Kickxellomycetes, Kickxellales, Kickxellaceae.